GUCUAGUGAGCUUAUUUUCAAUAAUUAUUCGCAAAAUUCCACUAAAUUUUGCAUUUACUGCACAUCAAACCAUGCAAUAAGCCUUACCCCGUCCGAGUGAAGCAAAAGUGCAAACCAACAGCCAUGUCGCUCUUCCGGAAACCGAAAAAACCAAUCCAGCGACGCGUUUUCAGCAGCUACGAUGACGAAGAGGAUUCUGCUGCCCCCGCUUCUUUUGCCAGCGGCAGCUCCGGGCCCUCUGCUCAGCAAGGCAAUGGUACCCGGAUGGAAGUGGAUCCAUUUUCGGCGCCUCCACCGCCAACGAUCUCGUCCAAGUUGUCGUCCACUUCCAGCUCGUCGCGGAAGGAUAAAAAACACUCGAAGAGCGGCUCUUCGGGUGCAAGCAACCAGUCACAGCAGCACCAGCCGGUCGGAACGAAGCUUGGCACCACCGCCAAAAUGUCUUUGCUAAGUUUCGAAGAUGAAGAGGAAGGCGAAGUGUUCCAAGUGAAAAAGACCUCCCAGAGCAAGAAAAUUAUGAAAAACCUAGACAAGGAACGUCGCCGGAAACGUCACGCGGAAAAGAACGGUUCCAAAGAAAGCUACAGUGGCGGCGGCAGCAGCAGCAGCUAUCCGUCAGCAUCGGCGUCAUCUAGCAAAAAUGGCAAAGACUGUACUGCGGCCGCAGAAGACUCUUCUCAUAAAGAUAAAUUAAAAAAGGAAAAGUGUGAAAAUCCUAGUUCUAAUAUCCAAACAGAAAUACGCACAGACGACUUUGUGCUCGUGGUUAAGAAAUCCGAUCCGGACAAUAUGAUACUGAAUGGGCGGGCGGCACUGUGCGCCGGCAAGGACGAUAUGUCCUCCGAGGGGGAAGAGGAUCAGCCCGGCGAUGAGGACUCGGCCGGCGAGGGGCACCAUCAUCGGUUCGCGAAACCGGACAACUUUAAGAUGUACUUGGAGAACGGUGUCAUUCCGGAUGCGGCCAUGAUACAUGCCGCUCGAAAGCGCCGCCAGAAGGCCCGCGAGCAAGGUGAUUUUAUACCGGUGGAAGAACCGAAGGAAGAUAAAAGCAAGAAACGCGUGGUGCGAGAGGACGGUGCUGGGGAUGGGUCGGAUGAAGAUGACGAUCGAAUCGAUAUGGCGGCGAUUACGGGAGCCAAGGAACGCGAAGAACGCCGGGAGCAGUUUUAUUCUGUUCAGCGAGAAGAUUCUGCCGAGGAAUCGGACGUAGAGUCAAAAGAAUGGGAGAACCAACAAAUUCGGAAAGGUGUCACGGGAGCGCAGCUGGUCUCGGCCCAUCAGGAAUCGGUUAUAUCGCAGUACCUGAUCCAAGGUUUCAGUCACUCAUAUCAAACGACGGAAGAGGCCCCGCUUUCCACGGCAGCACUGCUGGAACAAGCGUACGCACGAAAUUCCGGUCUGUCCAAAGCGAACACAAAAGCUGCCUCGGCUGGGUUGAUUUCUCGGGUCGCUACCAGCGGCAAGCAGGAUCAAAAGUCCGGUCCCCGAAUGCCACAGGAAAUUUUAAAACAAGUCACGGAACGGCAUCAAACUACCAGAGAACUAAAUUACAAGCAUAUCGCCGAUAUCGAACGAAUUACACAAGAGGUUAAAGUGCUCAAGCUGGACCAUCUGCAGAGCGAACAGAAAGCCCCGGCUGCCGCGGCAAAGUACCGAUUCUACCAGGAACUCAAGUGCUACGUUAACGAUCUGGUCGAAUGUUUGGACGAGAAAAUGCCUCAGCUUGCGGCUCUGGAGGAGCGAACAUUGAACAGUAUGAAAAAGUAUUCCAGCAUGCUGAUCGAACGACGACGCCAGGAUAUGCGCGACCAGGCGAAAGAGAUGGCCGAUGUAGGCAAAACCUUCAAACGCCAGCACGACGAUCCGGACCGAGUGCGGCGGGCAGCGGAACGAGAAGGUCGCCGAACACGCCGGCGAAGAGAUCGCGAGAAGAACGAAACGGCCGAUUCCCAUCUGGACGGUAUGUCCAGCGACGAUGAGGUAGCGGACAUCGAGAUACAGCAAUAUCAGACGAGCCUGAAGGAGAUCGCACUGGACGCGUUCCACGUGUUCGACGACGCCGACGAAGAGUACAGCGAUAUUGGUUGCAUUUUGGCGAAGUUUCAAAACUGGCGCGAGCACGAAAUGGACGCUUACAAAGAUGCGUACGUUAGUCUUUGCUUGCCGAAAAUCGUUGGGCCGUUAAUUCGGUUGCGGCAUGUCCUGUGGAACCCAGUCAGCGGUCAGGAUGAGUUCGAAUUCGAACGCGAAGAGUGGUACCGUAGUUGCGCCCUCUACGGACGACGACCAGACGAAACGGAAAUCAGCUUAGCGGAAGAUCCGGAUGUACGCUUAAUUCCAACACUUAUCGAAAAAAUUGUACUUCCCAAGCUAACGGCGUUGAUAGAGCAAGUGUGGGACCCUCUGUCGACCACACAAACGCUAAAGCUCGUGCGGUUAAUCAACCGUCUCAGUCGAGAUUAUCCAUCCCUAAGGAGGACCUGCAAACAGCUGAGGACUCUCUUCCAAGCAAUACUGGAUAAACUGAAACUAGCGGUUGAUAACGACGUUUUCAUUCCGGUCUUUCCCAAACAAAUGCAGGAGGCCAAAUCCUCCUUCUUCCAGCGACAGUUCUGCAGUGGGUUGAAACUGCUCCGGAACAUCACCUGCUGGCAGGGCGUCAUCGCGGACGGUCCGCUGACCGAGCUGGCAAUCGGUUCCCUGCUGAACCGAUACCUGCUGAACGGAAUGCGCGUCUGCACGCCAACGGAUGCCCUCAACAAGGCGUCGAUGAUCGUGUACACCUUGCCGCGGGUUUGGCUCACUGCCGGAUCGACCAUCGUCCAAAGUAUGAGCCAGUUUGUGGCCGUACUGCGUCACGUCGAAGCCCAGCUGGACUCGUCCAUUGCCGGCCACGGAGAAUUACUCAAAAAAGUCCAGGAUAUAUUGUCUAGUUUGCACGUCACUUAAAAAGGCGAAGGAAGGUCACCGCUACUGCUCCGAUCGGUAGAUUAGAUUAGCUUAGAUUUUUAAUUAAUUAAUCAACAAUCUCAGAUGAUAGAAUUCUUCACCUUGAUAAAAGUAAAAUGCCAGAACGUUAAAUCUUAAAUAUUAGAGUUGCAAUAGUCGCAGGUGGAGGUGUAAACAUUACAUUCGGUAAAGGUUCGGAAAUUAGUCUCUUGGCAGGACCCUCGACAGUUUGUGGCUUCCUUGAGGACAAUUAGAGCUGUUACAGGUAAGUUUUUUUUGCUUCCAAUUUAUGAACAAUCUUCAACGAGCGAACUUCUGCUUGGGAAGUUCUUGCUUUUGGCUUUUAUCUGCCUUGCCGAAUGUAGAUCCUUACCAAUACUAGAUACUUCACACACAUCACACGGAACAGAAAAUGGAUGCAAUUUUGUAAAACUUGAUAUUUCUUUUCAAAGUAGUCAAAGUAAAGUCAAAUGAAACUCUAUGACUGGUUGUUAUGCGGUUAUGAGCGGACUGUUAAAAUCGAACUAUCAGACUACAGAAUCGAACUGGUUAAGAUUUUCCAAAUCGUGAAAGUAAUUUAACUUAAAGUUAGAUUA
Molecule: messenger RNA, 3545 nt
Organism: Sabethes cyaneus
Lineage: Eukaryota; Metazoa; Arthropoda; Insecta; Diptera; Culicidae
Product: PAX3- and PAX7-binding protein 1
Exons: 8
Coding region: 124-2949 (941 amino acids)
Biological process (GO): spliceosomal complex disassembly; mRNA splicing, via spliceosome
Cellular component (GO): U2-type post-mRNA release spliceosomal complex; nucleus
Molecular function (GO): DNA binding
Source: RefSeq, a predicted model, not a curated record